This is a messenger RNA of Ostrinia furnacalis (Asian corn borer), 1163 nucleotides long. RefSeq names its product pancreatic lipase-related protein 2. Gene Ontology annotation, molecular function: lipase activity; serine hydrolase activity. Gene Ontology annotation, biological process: lipid catabolic process. The transcript has 2 exons. The record is from RefSeq and is a predicted model, not a curated record. NCBI's taxonomy places the organism in Eukaryota, Metazoa, Arthropoda, Insecta, Lepidoptera, Crambidae. The coding region runs from base 39 to 1133 and encodes 364 amino acids.
UGACACAGUGACCGUUUUAGCGGUCGAGGGCUCAGGCCAUGCGCCACUUCAAUAUAUCUAUAACUGUCGUCGUCAUCGUAUACCUACUUGUCGUGACGCUCCCGGCGAAGAUGCCGCCAACCGAAGUUCGUCCGAGACACGAUCUCAAUUUCGCCGAAACUGUUUACGCCAAACUUUCCGGUGCAUGUAGAGCAUUAAUGGACCUUCAAUAUAACUCGCUAAGUGAUCAAAACGACUUAAUAAAGACAAUGAAAAUUAUAUACCUGGAUGGUAACGACAUGAAAACCUACCCCAUCGACGCCGCAUAUGUCGCACUCACGAAGCCAGCUAAUUUUGAUAUAUCAAAGCAAACAAAGAUUGUAAUUCACGGCUAUAAGGACAACUCACAGUCGGCAGUGCCUCUGGCCUUAGCUCAAGCAUACAAUGAGAAGAAAAUGUUCAACGUUUUGCUAGUCGACGCGGAGGAAAUGAUUAACAAAUGGUACAUCCUCUCCGUUCAUAACGCGCGGCUGGUUGGAAAACGAUUAGCAAACCUACUUGCAAACUUAGAAAAUUUUGGAGCGAACGCUGAAGAUUUUCACUUACUCGGCAUAAGUCUGGGUGCACACAUCGCCGGGUGGGCUGGUAAAUACUUCCGACAGUACAAAGGACACAACUUGGGCCGCAUCACGGGCCUGGAUCCGGCGGGACCCUGCUUUUCAUACGGGCACAGCGAUCAAAGACUGGAUAAAACGGAUGCUAAUUAUGUGGAUGUGGUUCAUUCGAACAGAUUAAUUCAAGGAGCAAUUGAGCCUCUGGGUCAUUCAGACUUUUACAUCAAUGGCGGAGGACCGACUCAGCCAGGAUGUUUCAUGCCUUCCUGCAGUCACUUGCGAGCUGCUGAAGUGUAUAUAGAAAGCGUAAGAAACCCGAAAUCUUUUGUGGGUGUCCAGUGUGAGAAUUGGGAGCAAUUUAAGAAAAACCAGUGUGUUGAUAAGGACUAUGCAGUGCUGGGAUACGGCUCGUCGAGCGCGACCAGAGGGCUCUACUACUUGAGAACCUCGUCACACUCGCCAUUCGGCCUUGGAAUGAAAGGAGCAAAAUCUGUGAAUUCAAAAGUUGAUCCUUGGUUAGAAAGCCUUAAUAUCACUUAAUUGGCUAUUUCAAAGAAUAUUUCGUAUAAU